AUGGCGCCCACCACCUUGACCCAUCCAGAUGUUGCAGGAACUCCUCCUGCAUCUGAGCAAAUUUUGCUUUCAACCCUCGAGUCCGCUCCCCACACCUUCCUGCAGCCGACUCCAACCCUCCGCGCAGCAUCUCUCGCCUCCGCAAAACGCUACCUCGAUCCCCUUGCGAUAUCUACGAGUGUAGCACAAGUGCAACGGCAGCAAGUCAACAGGCGGAAGCGGAAAAGAGGGCACUACGAUGCCGACGCCUCACGGAAACCCUUACAACUUACCCAAGUUUACUUCGAGGGAUUAAAAGUAGAGCAAAUUUGGGAGCAGGCAAGAAGGAUUUUAGAUGCAACCAGAUCCGAGCUGGAAAGAUCGCUGCCAAACAAGUCUCAAACACAAGAGAUGACGAGUCUGCCCAAGGGACUAGCUGGUGACCCAACGAGUAAUAGGAAAUCUGUCGAAUUUCAAGAAUUUGAUGAAUAUGGCUCCGAAGUCGGCAUCUCAAAUCCAGAUGAGCUCAAUGGCGAAGACGAUAUGCCUCUGGGGGAGUCAGACGUAUCCCUUGAUGACUCGAACCAGCCACCACUAGACGGUGAGGCCGCAGAAUUCGGCCGUGUUCUCGACGAUGGCGAUGAAGACAUGCUUGAUGGAGAAGGUGUAGGCGAAGAGGACGACUCGGAUGAGCUGUCAGAGUCCGACCAGGAGUCGAAAGAGAUUUUUCAUCCGGACAAGAACGGCCUCAAUGAUGGCUUUUUCUCCAUAGAUGAUUUUAAUCGACAGUCAGAGUUUCUCGAGCAACAAGAUGCUCGCGGAGAGAAUGACGGCGCUGCAAGUGACGAGGAGGAUGUAGACUGGGACGUCGAUCCUUUGGCUUUAACAUCGCCACAUAAAGUAGGUCGAAUGCUUGAGGAUGGAGCAAUGGAGGGAUCUGAAGAUGAGGAGAAGGGUCCUACGUUCGGCAAUGUCGAGUUAAAUACCUCAGACAUCUCAGAUGACGAUGAUAACUCGGCGAACGGAGCCCAAGUGGACGACAACGGAGCCAUGAAUAAUACCAAUGACAUCAAAUAUGCCGACUUCUUCGCACCUCCACCAAGCAAAGCUUCCAAACCUUCUCGCCGCCGUGCGCUCCCCAAGACUCAGCCCCCCACCCCACACGCAACCGAAGACGACGUCCAACGGACCAUAUCUGCUGUCCGCCGCGACAUCUUCGAGGACGACCUCACACCUGACGAAGAUGAAGCUCCCUCUGAUGCAAACGAUCGUCGCUCCUCUCAUCAAAGACGUCAGGCGGCUCUCAGAGCUGAGAUUCGUCGUCUCGAAGCCGCCUCAGUGGCCAAACGUGACUGGACGCUCUCUGGUGAAGCACGUGCUGCUGACCGCCCUAUCAAUUCUCUGCUAGAAGAAGACCUUGAUUUCGAGCGCGCGGGCAAGCCGAUUCCUGUCAUCACGCAGGAGGUGAGUGAGGACAUCGAAGCGCUAAUCAAGCGGCGGAUAGUUGCCAGAGAAUUUGAUGAAGUCAUCAGACGACGUCCUGGGGAUUUGGCGACCGGAAAUGGGGAUGUGAGGAGAGGACGAUUCGAGCUGGAUGAUACCAAGCCAACGCAAAGUCUCGCGGAAAUGUACGAGGCUGAGCAUCUCAAGAUUGUCGAUCCAGAAGGAUACACAGACAAGCGAGAUGAAAAGCUUAAGCGCGAACAUGCCAAAAUUGAGCAGAUGUGGAAAGAUGUCUCUGCGAAGCUAGACGCGCUGAGCAGUUGGCACUAUAAGCCUAAACCGCCAAGCGCAAGUAUCAACGUGGUGGCGGAUGUGCCAAGGAUUAGCAUUGAGGAUGCUAGACCAGCUGCUGGUGGCGAGGUGGGUGGAGAAAGUAUGCUGGCACCGCAGGAGGUCUAUAAGCCGGGUGAAGGAAAAGGCAGUAAAGAAGAAGUCUUGAAGAAGGGAAGUGGUCUACCAAUUGGACGGGAAGAGAUGACGAGAGAUGAAAAAGUUAGGAGGAGGCGGAGAGAAAAAGAGAGGAUUAGGAAAGCUGGGGGGCUGGCGCCGGCGAAGGGCUUGGAGGGCCGUGGGAAAAAGGAGCAGGAGAAGAGAGGCGUGAUUGGGGACCUGAAAAAGGGCGGCGUGAGAGUGAUAGGGAAGAAAGGCGAAAUCAGAGAUGUGGAGGGAAAGGCUGUCCAAGGACAAGUCGCGGUCGGAAAGGGGGGUGGCGGCUACAAGUUGUGA
This is a messenger RNA of Letharia columbiana, 2208 nucleotides long. RefSeq lists its product as uncharacterized. The transcript has a single exon. Gene Ontology annotation, biological process: rRNA processing. The coding region runs from base 1 to 2208 and encodes 735 amino acids. The record is from RefSeq and is a predicted model, not a curated record. NCBI's taxonomy places the organism in Eukaryota, Fungi, Ascomycota, Lecanoromycetes, Lecanorales, Parmeliaceae. Gene Ontology annotation, cellular component: small-subunit processome; Mpp10 complex; sno(s)RNA-containing ribonucleoprotein complex.